AUGCGCCGCUCGAGCCGCGGGGCCGUCGACAUGAACAAGCGCGGCAAGCGGCGGCGCUUGGAGCGGGAGGUGGCCCAGGUGGCCCAGGUGGCCCAGGUUGCCAUGGAAUCUCUUGGGAGCAUUCUGACAGGUGACAAGAUUGAGUUCACCAUUGUUGAAAGGCUUCAGGUUGGGUUGUUCCGGUGUCUCCUUCACCCCAACACUGAGAUUGUGCUGCAGGUUGAUGGGAAGUGGGAUCCUCAUGUUGCUUCCUCUAGUAGUGCUACGCUCCUGGAAUUUGAAGCUAGUUGGGCAAAUGGUGUCAUUCAUGUGACCGCCAAGAAAGAUGGUAGCAGCUGCCUGUUGCUGCAUCCAAGUCAGAAUCGUGGCCAAGUUCGAAUUGCUGAGUUUUUUGGGGGGCUGGCUGGGUGGUCUUAUGCCCUUCAUGCCUUCGGUGUCGAACCGGCUGUGAUCAUUGAACGUGAUAGCAAGGUUGCCAGUGCUUGUGCCCAAGCUUGGCAGUGCGAUGUGAUUGAACCUGAGACCUUUCUGGAACGUGCCCUUUCAGGUGAUGUGAAGGAGUCUGUCAUUGUUUGUGGUUGUGUUACCAAUUCACUUAUUUGGCAGGGUCUUGGAAUCAUGAAUGUUGCUCAUGGGAUGGCCUCACCACCAUGUCAGCCGUGGUCUGGUGCUGGGUCGGAACGUGGUAUGAGGUCAGAUGAUGGCAAGGUCUUUUCUGAUCUCUUGAAGAUGGCAGGUAGGCUGCAAUUGAUGUCUCUGAUGGCUGAGAACGUGCCAGCCAUUGUCUCUCAUGGUGACUUUCCAGGCAUGAUUGCAGGUGCAUUGCUUGAUGGCAUGAAGAUGGUAGUCAGUGGAGUGUACAGCUGCCAACGUAUUUUGCCGGUGUACAGGGACCGCUGGCUUGCAACAUUUUGUCAUUGUACAGUCACCUUCGAUCCCGAGAUUGUACAAAGAGCUCAGGCGUUUUCAUUAGCUUCCGGUAGCUUGUGUUUUCCAAUGCCUGGUCCCUCCCUGCUUGCAUCCGAUUCCUUGCAUCCGGCCUCAACAUCCGAUUUGCGUAAUCAUUUGUUGUUGAAUGAUGCUGCCUUGGAAAUGCUGAAAAGAAGUGACCUUGUCCCCAAGUGGCUUGCCUCCAAGAUCAACUGGUCUCUCGAUGAACCCGUCCUGUCUGCUAGAAUUGUCACGCCUGACAUGAAGAUGAGUGGGGUUAUGGCCAGGUAUGGGAGUCAGCAUUUGUUGCCAAUUGACCUUUUGCUGUCCAAGGGCUUGCAGACAGUUGUAGUGAAGGAGAAUGGAAAAAUCCGCUUUUUCUGCCCAUGGGAAAUUCUGGCUGCUCUAGGCUUUCCUUCGAAAGUUGUGAUUGCAGCUGAUUUGACUGAUGCCUUUCAACAGGUUGGGAAUUCCAUCAGCCCGAUUCAUGCAUGGAUUCAGCUUUCCAAGACGCAUAUGUUGUUGGGUCAUCUGUCCAUGUUUUCCGUUGAUGCUGAUGUGUUGGCAGUACUGAAGAGGAUUAGGGAGCAGUGCAUUCGUUUAUCUGCUUUUGAACCCUUUGUCGACGGUGUUUUUUCCAAGCUCAGGGACGUGUGCUUUGAGGAUGAUUUGCCAGUGCAGGUGAAGCGCUCAAGGCAGUCCAGCGAAGUAGAAAAAGAUGUGUCAGCUACCAUUCCUUUCGUUGCUGAGGUAGAUUGUCAAGCUGUUUGUACUGCUCCGAUGAGUGAGAACUGUGUCUUUGCAAUUGAAAAGUUUGAUGGUUCCUUGCACAGCUUUUGCAAAGGAGGGCUUGCGUUCCUCAAGCAUCACCAACACAAUUGGAUGGUAGUUGUCCACGGGGCGGUGGAUGAAGCGUUGGACCAACUCAUUGGACGGGCACUUCCACAUGCCAAGAAAACCCAUUUUGAGCAUUUUCUGUGGAUGGGUCGUGAGAUUCAAUGGCAUGACAACGUCACUUGUGCACCGCCUGCAACCAUUCUUUUUCGACCUCUUGUGUUCACAGUUGAGUGUGUGUUGCCGGAUGGUAGCAUGAUUGAAAUGAAUGGUGAUGUGACAUGGACCAUUCGGACUCUCAUGGCAUUCCUUGCUGCGAAACUCAAGUGUAAUGUGGAUAUCCUGAAGGUUGGUUACAAUGGUAUUCCCACCAAGGCAUGUGAUUUUGUCACGGAAUUUCCCAUGCAAACCUUUCAAGUUUCCUUUCAAGCGUGUCUGCCAGGGUAUGUUGCUUUUGCUGCAGUGGACCACAAAUUGCAAGAAAAGGGUAUGAUCCCUGCACAUGAUGGCUGUGUGCGUUUUGUCGCAAAACAUCCGGCUUUCAAAGUGAUCAGAACUGCCUGUGUGCCAGUCGGAUCCCCAAUUGCUGCUGUGGUUCGAAUCCUUUUUCCUGAUUUGUGUGGUACCAUCACCUGGACUGUGCAUGUGCAAGGAACACCGUGCAGUGUUGAACAACCGGUUGAUAAGCACACUACAUUUGAUGUGGAAUGGGACUGCUUCAAGCCGUUGCCGCCUUCUGCAGUCAGUGCAUUGUGUCUCCUUUUGCCCAUUGAUGCUGCCCAGAUGCAAGUUAAGCACCAUGCCAGUCCCCAACGUUGGGUGAAGUCACCAUUUCGUACGAAAGCGCAGAUCCUUCGCACUGAUGAGAGUAUCACGCUCAUGCAGGUGGCUGCCUCAUUUGUUGCACAUGCACAGCUUGAUUUGAACAUGACUUGCCAUGUUGAUGGGAUUUUGACAGAUCCUUCAAUUUGUCUCAGCCAAGUUUCCACACAGCAUGUCAUUUGUUUCAAAGUUGCUCCUCUUUUGGGGGGUGCCAAAAAAGCCGAUACCAUCAAAGCCAGGGUUGUCAAAGUGCUAGAGCAACAUGGUGUCUCUAAGGACGCUUGCAAUGAUAGAGCGGGAUCCUUGUUGUCCAAGGCCGAUUUCGAAACCAUUGCCAAGGCUGAAUCAGGGACGGAUGAUGACUUUUGGGCUGCUAUGAAAACUGAGGCAAACCGAGUGAACUUCCGACUUGUCUUCAGAAAUGAAAUGCAGCAGGCAAAGAUUGAUGGUCGUAGGAAGCCACCCUCCAAGCAGGCUCGAAAGACCAAGACUGCAGGUGCACAUGGUGAUUUCAUUCCCAACUCUUCAAGCGUUGUGAUUGACAUCAAGCACUUCAAAGAUGGUGAUGACAGUAUCGAAAUGAUUGAGACUGCCAGGUUUGGACCUGAUCAAAGGGGUCUGGCUGUGAUGAGUUUGGAGGAGGCUGAAAGACACCCACAGGGGUCAUCCAUGAGUGUUGAUGCGCUUGCUGUGCUGAUUGUUGGCAAAAAAUUUGGUGCUGCCGAUGCUCCCUUCAAUAUGCCAGCUGUCACUAUGCGUGGUGAGCCUGUUGUCAUCCAAGCUGCCCUCCGACAGUUUGGUGAUCGGGAGGUUUCCUUUCAACCUGCCGUCCCAUGUGCUGAUGUUGCAUGUGCUGCGUCGACAGUAGUUGAAUUGCACAUUUACAAAAGUGAGGUGGGUUCCUGGAAAGAAUGCUCCGUGCCUUUGCAUUAUUUGGGAGUUCACAUUUCUGCUGUUCGAGGGUCUAGUCUGAUUUCUACUUGGUCCAUGAAGACUUGGAAAAGUACCAGGCAACCAUCACCCUUCAAAGAAGCUGAUUACUGGCAUGGUUUCAUUCGUGUCCCAGAUGAUAUCCUUGAUCAGGUCUUGUGUCGAUCGGGAUAUGCUGGCAUCUAUGUCUCCCCAAAGGAUGGCAACCGCAGGCAUGACGACCGUUUUGCUGUCAUUGCCAUGCCUGAUUGUGGGCUCACGGAAGUUCAAAAGAAGGCAGCUGCACAAGAAAAAGCACUUGGAGUCGUGAGAUUGCGUGAUCAAUUUGGCAUUCGAUGCAGACGUGAGUACUCAUCAUCCCUCAGAGCCAUUCUCCUACCCGAGUCUGCAUUCGUAGACACUGCAGGUAUCAAAGCCGAUGAAACCAUGUGGGUUUUGAAAAACAUGCCAGCUGAGGUAGGUAAGGAAGGUCUGCUUGAUGCUUUGCAAAGAGCUGGUUGGGAUGCCCAACCUAUCCGGGCCCAAGGGCAGAAUCGUUGGUUGGUUGCUGCCCGCGACACCCCAGAAUCGAAACAUUUCUGCAUCAAUGGGUCAUAUGUUUUGGUGGAACCUGUCAAAAGACACAGAGAUGGCAAUGCUGUUACUAUCACUGCCAAGCAAGUCAAAGUUGACACUUUGGUCAAUACUACCAAUGGCAAUGUUCAGAUUGCGGCAUCGACCAGAAUUCAAGAAGUCAAAGCUGAGAUCAGCGAGCAACUUGAGAUGAAAAUGCAAGCCGCAAAUGAAAAGAUUGCCAUGUUGUCCUCGCAGUUGGAGAACUUUCAGAUUGCACAGCAGCGGAAAGAUGAAGAAGCCCGUUCUGAACUGCAACAGGUGCGAGAUGAGCAGGCCUUUGCUCGUCAGAAAAUUGGUGAGGUAGAACAGUCUGUAGUGCACAGUGGUCAGACUGUCAUUGCGACUAUGCAGCAAAUGAUGGCCAGUUUGGAAACAAACGUUAAACAAUGGAUGGGUCAGAGCUCGGUUGGUGAUGAUGGAAAGCGCAGCAGGACUGAUCAGCCAGGACGUGCCGACAGCUUUGCGACCAAAAGUUGA
Molecule: messenger RNA, 4608 nt
Organism: Cladocopium goreaui
Lineage: Eukaryota; Dinophyceae; Suessiales; Symbiodiniaceae
Source: the annotation of a GenBank genome assembly